UCUGAAUAAGGGACCAUGGGCUUUUCAACGACGUCACUGCUGCUUGUCGUCAAUGUUGCAAUCCUCGCUAUCUUCGUCGGUGUCUCCGUCUUUCCUGUUGACGACAAAGGAAUUCUUUCUCCCGAACUGAGAACGACUUAUGACUAUAUCAUAGUUGGGGCAGGGUCCGCAGGGGCUGUUCUUGCGUCCCGUCUGUCCGAGGAUGGUCACGUGACCGUCCUGCUGAUCGAGGCUGGCGGUGAUGACCGGAACCAGAAGACGCUGGAUACUCCUCUGAUGGUAGCCUUAAACCAGAUGGACAAAUUUGACUGGGCCUUUUUGACCGAACCUCAGCAACAUGCACAUUCAGGACUAAUAGAAAAGAGGGGAGCAUGGCCACGUGGUAGAGUCUUGGGAGGAACCAGCCUGUUAAACUAUAUGCAGUAUGUCAGAGGGCAUCGCCAUGACUACGACAGCUGGGCAGCCAGUGGCAGUGAGGGGUGGAGUUACGAAGAUGUUCUCCCGUACUUUAAAAAAUCGGAAGACAUACAAAUUGAUAGAUUAAAAAAUUCAGAAUACCAUGGCCGGGGAGGUCCACUGACUGUGACGGAAAUGAACGCAAUACCCGCCGCUGACUACUUCGUCAAGGCGGGAAUGGAACUCGGGUUCAAGGAAAUAGACUACAACGGAGAACACCAGGAAGGAUUUAGUAGAUCUCAGGUUUCGAUUGGGAACGGGGAACGUAUGAGCACAUCCAAGGCGUUCCUGUGGCCAGUGAUAGACAGACCCAACCUGCACGUCGACGUCCUGGCCAACAGUCACGUCACGAAGGUAACGAUAAACAAGAAGACGGCAGUUGGUGUCGAGUAUGUCAAAGAUGGCCGCCUGUACAGAGUUCGUGCUUCAAGGGAGGUAAUCUUGUCAGCUGGUGCAAUUGGAUCGGCACAGCUGCUGUUGCUGUCAGGGAUCGUGCCAAAGAAACACUUGGAGAAGAUGAAGAUUCCAGUUCAAGCUAGCCUCCCAGUUGGUGAAAGCUUACAGGAUCACAUGUUCCUCAACAUGGUGUCGAAACUUCAGAAGCCUAUUUCCCUCACGAAACAGAAAUUAGAGUCAACACUUGCUUUAAUCAAAUAUCGUGCAUUGAAAUCAGGUCUUUUAACAUCAAGCGGCGGUCUGGAAGCCAUGGCGUUUGUGAAGACGAAAUCCUAGGAACCUAGUCUAGACGUUCAGUUUCUUUUUAUCUGUGCUUCAAUGGACAAAAAGUCUGGCCCGUCUGCUUAACAUUGACCAAAAGAUAGUUGCUCAUUUCAACUGGACGUCUGUUGAAGAAGGUUUCACAAUCUUCCCAACUUUACUCCGUCCAAAGAGCAUGGGGACAAUCCGCCUGAGA
Messenger RNA from Haliotis rufescens (red abalone), 1369 nucleotides. RefSeq names its product glucose dehydrogenase [FAD, quinone]-like. The transcript is spliced from 9 exons. Gene Ontology annotation, molecular function: oxidoreductase activity, acting on CH-OH group of donors; flavin adenine dinucleotide binding. The coding region runs from base 16 to 1188 and encodes 390 amino acids. NCBI's taxonomy places the organism in Eukaryota, Metazoa, Mollusca, Gastropoda, Lepetellida, Haliotidae. The record is from RefSeq and is a predicted model, not a curated record.